AUGGUCGCUCUAUCCUCCUCCGAAGGGAGCAGCUACUUUAUUUUCUCGGAAAUGGAAGAAUGCCAUUCUCCCUCGCAACUGGCGGGCAGGACAACGACGUCUCAGUCUGGAGCAGACCCAACGAGCGACCCAUGCUAUCAGUCUCUUGAACAUCCAGACACCGCAGCCUCUUCAGCUUCCUCGCCGCCUCGUAUGUACGGCGAACCAAUGGAUAUGUCCUGUUCCUUGACACCAUUUGGGGUAUUUCCACCCCAUCCAAUUAUAAUAAAGGAAUUCACCAGGUCAUCGGCAGAGUACGCUUGGUUACCCCAAUUUCAGAAGGACGGUUUCUUUGUAGCACCGGACGAUGGCCUGGAACGCCGGCCGGAUCUCAAGGCGGGCGACUCGUACUACGCCUCGUCUGGUUCGCCAGAAUUAGGAAAGUUCCACGAGCGCGCUGAAGUUAGCACUGCUAUUGACGCCCAGCCGUGGAGGAAUAUCGGCUACCUUUCUCAUAGCUGGAAGGAGGAAGAAAUCAUGUUAUCAUGGAAAUAUGUUACCAGCCGCCGAGGAGAGGACCCAAAUAGCGCCCGUUUAGAGAAUGCAUGCUGGAGAACAUGGACAAAAUACAAAAAUAACCUGAAGACUGUGUCUCCUGAAACGCUCAACUGGCAGAAAAAUAGUGAAGUGAGUUGGCUGUAUGGGCCCGUUCAGCAAGGUGCUAGCAAGAUCUACUGUACACACACUGGACCUUCCGGUGCCUCAUUGCUCCAGCCCAACUCACUAGUGAGGCAGAAAGACAGCCGGCGAUUAAGAGAGCUUUCCUUUGAUCGCGCAAUGCCAAUGAGCCAUGAUACCUCUAGUAUGCUGCCAUCGUCAGCAUACAGUGGGAUCUCAUCGCCAGGUGUUGAGCGUAAACACAUCCACUUCAAUUAUGAAGUCGAGCAAUGUAUCGCCGUUGAAGUUAAAUACGACGAUGACGACGACUGCGAUAUCAGUACCGAUACCAAUUCCGAAGACGGAAUCAUAAUGAAGCUGGACAGGUCGCGAAAGCCGGCGAAGGAGGGCAAUUCAGUGCUCUUUGAUAGAAAGACGAUCGCGAUGCUUCCAUCAACAACACUGAAACAUCGAGAACAUGUACAAGUCCCAGAAAUGGUCAUACUCUACACCUCUAGCGCCUUACAUAGUCAUCGUGUUUCGCCAUUCUUACCACAAGAGGCAUCUCGUCCACCUAAAGGGCCAGGUAGAUUCUCCGAGAAUUUAAUUGAUGCCGAUACAAACUCAAGCUGGUACACAUCUGGGAACAGCUUGGCUGCCGAGCCAGCUGACAUGCGUCGCACACAGUCUGGCAUGUUAAUACCGUAUGGGGAAGCGGUUGUAUGUUCAAACAAAGGGAUGUUUUGUCGCGUUAUUGACACCGUUAAAACAGUCAGGGAUAUGGCCUACGUUAUUUGGAAUAGUAGCUGGAGAUGA
Molecule: messenger RNA, 1452 nt
Organism: Fusarium oxysporum Fo47
Lineage: Eukaryota; Fungi; Ascomycota; Sordariomycetes; Hypocreales; Nectriaceae
Product: GATA-like domain-containing protein
Exons: 6
Coding region: 1-1452 (483 amino acids)
Biological process (GO): protein catabolic process in the vacuole; cellular response to glucose starvation
Source: RefSeq, a predicted model, not a curated record